This is a messenger RNA of Aspergillus caelatus, 1431 nucleotides long. Its product is annotated as glycerol-3-phosphate dehydrogenase family protein. Gene Ontology annotation, biological process: carbohydrate metabolic process; glycerol-3-phosphate catabolic process. Lineage: Eukaryota; Fungi; Ascomycota; Eurotiomycetes; Eurotiales; Aspergillaceae. The transcript is spliced from 3 exons. Gene Ontology annotation, cellular component: nucleus; glycerol-3-phosphate dehydrogenase (FAD) complex; cytosol. The record is from RefSeq and is a predicted model, not a curated record. The coding region runs from base 88 to 1317 and encodes 409 amino acids. Gene Ontology annotation, molecular function: glycerol-3-phosphate dehydrogenase [NAD(P)+] activity; NAD binding.
UACACAUUGAAUCAACGCAACCAAGCAGUUUUCCAAGAUAUCUGCAGUCAAUCUUGACCCAAUAGUACAAACUAAUAUCUAACAAAAAUGCCACAACAAAAGAAACAACACACCGUAGCCGUCAUCGGCUCCGGAAACUGGGGCUCUACGAUCGCCAAGAUCCUCGCCGAAAAUACGGCAUCACACCCAGACCUCUUCACCCCGAAGGUCCAAAUGUGGGUAUUCGAAGAACAGAUCCAGAUCCCGUCCGACUCCCCCCACCACUCUAAAUACGGCGACAAGCCCCAAAACCUAACCGAGGUAAUCAACGCCGUGCACGAGAACGUGAAAUACCUACCGGGGAUCAAGCUCCCAGAGAACGUGGUCGCGAACCCGGUCCUCGAGGACGUGGUGAAGGACGCAACGAUCCUGGUCUUCAAUCUCCCGCAUCAGUUUAUCGAGAAGACGCUGGGUCAGAUUAAGGGGAAGCACUUACCGUAUGCGCGGGCGAUAUCGUGUGUGAAGGGCGUGGAUGUGACGGAUGGGAUGGUGACGUUGUUUUCGGAGCUGAUAAUGGAGAAGUUGGGGAUUUAUUGUGGGUCGCUGUCUGGGGCAAAUAUUGCGCCGGAGGUUGCGGCGGAGAAGUUCAGUGAGACGACUAUUGGAUAUGAUACACCGCCGAUGGAUGUCAAGGCCGAGGAUGGAAGUCCAGAGGACAAUAAGAUUAAAAUUGAUGAGCAGAGACAAGUGAGAACGAGGCCGACGCAUACGAAAUUGACACGGGUGCCACAGGAGCUUGUGACGGUUGAUGCGGAGCUGUGGCGGACGUUGUUUGGACGACCGUACUUCCAUGUCAAUGUGGUGGAUGAUGUUGCGGGCGUUGCGCUGAGCGGUGCGCUGAAGAAUAUCGUGGCAUUGGCGGCAGGCUUUGUCGCCGGGAAAGGAUGGGGAGAGAAUGGCAAGGCAGCAGUUAUUCGGGUUGGGGUGGUGGAGAUGGUGAAGUUUGGACGGGCUUGGUUCCCACAGUCUGUCAACGAGAGAACGUUUACAGAGGAGAGUGCGGGAAUUGCUGAUCUGGUCGCGUCUUGCUCUGCUGGAAGGAACUUCCGAUCUGCGAAGCAUGCCGUGGAGAAGGGAGUGGGCGUAGACGAAAUUGAAAAGACUGAGAUGAACGGGCAGAAGUUGCAGGGGACAUCCACUGCGAAGUCCGUUCACGAAUUCCUUGAGAAGCAUGGUAAAGUGCAGGACUUCCCUUUGUUCGACGCUGUAUACGGUAUCCUCGUAGGCAAGACCAGCGUGGACAGUUUGCCAAAGUUGCUGGAUAAGAGGUUCAGUUAGACUGAUACUGAGUCUGUAAAGCUAGGAUGCUGGGAUGGACUGUAUAUAAAAAACCGGCCCCGAAGACCUUCCAAUAAACACUGAUAAACAAUUAAAGACGAGAUGAAUUGACCA